Molecule: messenger RNA, 4453 nt
Organism: Acipenser ruthenus (sterlet)
Lineage: Eukaryota; Metazoa; Chordata; Actinopteri; Acipenseriformes; Acipenseridae
Product: OTU domain-containing protein 7A-like
Exons: 17
Coding region: 813-3566 (917 amino acids)
Biological process (GO): protein K11-linked deubiquitination; protein K48-linked deubiquitination; protein deubiquitination involved in ubiquitin-dependent protein catabolic process
Cellular component (GO): nucleus; cytoplasm
Molecular function (GO): K63-linked polyubiquitin modification-dependent protein binding; cysteine-type deubiquitinase activity; zinc ion binding
Source: RefSeq, a predicted model, not a curated record
GGAUAGGGGGAGGAGUGACUGUGCUUCUGCUGCAGCGGAGAAUGACAGGAUGAGAGAGAGGGAGAGCGAAAAAAGAUAGAGCAAGAGACGGGGUUGCUUGUCUAUUAUAGGGGCUGAAUCGGGUAUUCACUUAGCAGCCAGAGGAAAACAUGGAGAUGGGGAGUAAUGACUGAAUAUACGCUGGUCCUAGAAGCUGAUUGAUCCCAAAGCCUUGUCAGAAGUUCAAGGAUCCCACUCAUUUAUUCAGCAUACCAUUGUGACACCAUUCAAACAGUGGUUCCACAGUCCUGUACAUAGUUGACAUUGAAGAUCACGUUCAGCGAUACUUCAGAGAUUUUGUCAGGCAGCAGGAUUUGAUUUUGAUAUUGUGGGAGCUCCAAGGAAUUGCGUUAUGUCUGUGUGAAGAACCGGCAAAGCUGUCCUCGAGAUUAACACUCAUGUUACGAGUCAGCAUGCUGGAUUGCAAAGCCAGGUGCAGUGGUAAGCCUAGAUGUACAGCAGCAAGCAGAACUCAUCUGUAGAGGACAACUGACAGCACCCGACUCCUCUUUUGGUCUCAUAAAUAGGGGUCAGCUUCAUUACCUGCCUACCCUGCCUUGGAGACUGUGAAGCACGUCGAAUACCAGGGGGCUUCCUCAAUGAAACCACAGUGAAGAGAACAAAAUAAAAAAUAUUCAUGUCAGGGCUUUGGUUAACACAUCCUGUCCCCUGCGGAGUGGACUGACCCAGCAGGUGCUUCCAGAUGAGAGAUUAACAGCCUGGUGACGACUACAGGUUCUGCUGCGGGUCGGGCAGCACCUCUACAUGAUCACAUGACUCUUGAUAUGGAUGCGGUCCUGUCAGACUUUGUUCGGUCCACAGGGGCAGAACCUGGUCUGGCAAGAGACCUGCUGGAAGGUAAAAACUGGGACUUGAGUGCUGCCUUGAAUGACUAUGAGCAGCUGCGACAGGUCCACACUGCCAAUCUCCCCCAGGUCUUCAACGAGGGACGGUACUACAAACAGCAGCAGCGGGAUCAACCCCAGCCACUGAACAAGAUCGAGCAGACUGGUGUUCAGAGACAGGAUGACAUUGCUCAAGAAAAGCGUCUCUCCCGGGGAAUCUCUCACGCAAGCUCAGCCAUAGUCUCCCUGGCUCGCUCCCACGUUGUGAGCGAGUGCAGCAGCGAGCUGUUCCCUCUGGAGAUGCCUAUUUACACAUUCCAGCUACCCGACCUCAGCGUGUAUAGUGAAGACUUCCGGAGCUUUAUUGAGCGGGACUUGAUAGAACAGUCAACCAUGGUGGCGUUAGAACAAGCAGGUCGUCUAAACUGGUGGGCCACCAUGUGCACCAGCUGCAAGCGUCUUCUUCCGUUGGCCACGACCGGGGAUGGAAACUGUCUCUUACACGCAGCCUCUUUAGGAAUGUGGGGUUUCCAUGACAGGGACUUGGUGUUGAGGAAAUCCCUCUAUGCUAUGAUGAAGAGUGGUGCUGAGCGUGAUGCCUUGAAGAGACGGUGGAGAUGGCAACAAACGCAGCAAAACAAGGAGUCUGGUUUAGUUUACACAGAAGACGAGUGGGAGAAGGAGUGGAGUGAGCUGCUCAAGCUGGCUUCCAGUGAACCGCGCACACACUUCAGCAAGAAUGGAGGCAGCGGUGGAGCUGUUGACAAUUUGGAGGACCCUGUGUAUGAAAGUCUGGAAGAGUUCCAUGUUUUUGUGUUGGCUCACGUGCUGCGACGGCCCAUCGUGGUGGUGGCGGACACCAUGCUCAGAGACUCUGGGGGAGAAGCAUUUGCACCAAUUCCAUUUGGAGGCAUCUAUUUACCUCUGGAAGUCCCACCUAACCGCUGCCAUUGCUCCCCGCUUGUCCUGGCCUAUGACCAGGCCCACUUCUCUGCACUGGUAUCCAUGGAGCAGAAGGACCAGCAACGGGAACAAGCGGUAAUUCCUCUGACUGACUCUGAACACAAGCUGCUGCCACUGCACUUUGCUGUUGAUCCUGGGAAGGACUGGGAGUGGGGGAAGGAUGACAGCGACAACACCAAACUGGCCAAUCUUAUCCUGUCUUUGGAAGCAAAGCUUAACCUGCUACACAACUACAUGAAUGUAACAUGGAUCCGCAUUCCAUCUGAAACAAGGGCUCCUCUGGCUCAGCCAGAGUCUCCCACAGCCUCAGCGGGCGAGGACGUCCAGUCGCUGGCUGACUCCAUGGACUCCGACCGAGAAUCUGUCUGCAGCAACUCCAACAUCAACAACGGCAAGCCCAGCAAAGAAAAGGAGAAGGACAAGCAGAGGAAGGAGAAAGACAAGAACCGGACAGACUCUGUAGCUAACAAACUUGGAAGUCUUAGCAAAACCCUGGGGAUCAAGCUGAAGAAGAACAUGGGAGGGCUGGGGGGCCUGGUUCAUGGAAAAAUCAACAAAUCCAACUUGAGUAAUGGCCGGAAUGGGGAAAACGGCGAGAAGAACAAGAAGAAGGAAUCAAAAUCCCGCAAAGGGAGCAAAGAGGAAUCCGGACAGUCCUCCAGCACCUCCCCGUCGGAAAAGACUACCAGCCCAUCUCCCACCGAUAGGGCAUCAGGAACAUCUCCAGUGGAGAAGCGCAACAGCUCAGUGAAACCCCCUGGUGAGAAACAGUCAGACCAAUGGAAGUACAGCACCGACGUGAAGCUGAGUCUGAACAUCCUCAGAGCAGCCAUGCAAGGGGAACGAAAGUUCAUCUUCGCAGGUCUACUUCUGACCAGCCAUAGACACCAGUUCCAUGAGGAGAUGAUUAGCUUUUACCUAACCAACGCCCAGGAACGAUUCAGUGCAGAGCAGGAGCAGAAGAGGAAGGAGUCUGAAAAGAAGCCAGUUGUCAAUGGGACAGCUGCAAAGAAACCAGAGCAGGAAACGUUCCAGAAAGAAAAGGCAGAAAGCUCACCGCGAGAGGACUCCUCUCCAGUCUUGCACCAAAGCCAUACUUCGCAGCUGGUUUUGAAACUGCAGGAUCGGCACAGCCCCACACCGGGCUCUUUCUCCUCGCCUAGCAAUGGUGCUAAGAAAUCUGGGCCCAUCCCAGUAUCUGCCCACUAUAGCCAUACCCCACCUAUCCAGAGGCAAAGUGUCAUUCAUCUUGGAGAUGUCAACUUGAAGUCCUCAAACUUCCAGGACAACACAUACAAGCCCAAAGUUGGCACCCUAAAGACGUGUGCCACAUAUCCCCAGCAGAACCGCUCACUGUCCUCUCAGAGCUACAGCCCGGCUCGCUUGUCAGGGAUCCGUACAGUGAACACGGUAGAGUCUCUGUCCUACUCCAUGCCUGGGGAUCACAAAUCCCACACUUACACCAAUGGCUUCAAUGCGAACGAUGUUCGGGACUGUUUGGAAUAUGCAGACGAGGAUUCUCCCCAGGCCUGGUUAAACCAUGACAGAACCAAAGGUCACAGCACAGUGUGCCCACCCUACUUGAUCCAACAAAAACGGUGCAAGAAGGAGAACUGUUCCUUUUACGGCCGGUCAGAGACUGACAACUUCUGUUCGUACUGCUACAAAGAGGAGAUGAAACAUAGAGAAAAGGAAGGCAAGAACCACAGGCUUGGAUAGUCUAUACUGCAGCACCAGCCCACGUUAUCAGCUGGUUGAAGCAGCGUCAACAGGAGUCCUCUUUUGUCCUGAAGCACUAAAGGAUAGAAUCUUCUCCUCAGCACUUAGUGAAUUAUCUACAGUAGAUCAUAACAAAUGUCCUACUCUAUUACAAAUAACUGUUUUAUGUUUUUUUUCUUGUUACUUCUCUCAAUACUACUCUCAAUAUCAAGGGACACUGUCACUUGAUAUUACACUUUGUGGAGCUGAGAAUUCCAUUUACAGCUUUGGCCAGGGAUUUUUAUUUUUCCAAAAUUUAGUUUAGAGAUACAUUUUAGUUCAAUAAAUCAAAAAGGUUACCCACACUUUACCCUGUUGCUCUUAAUUGCUGACAACUUCUUUGGCAUAAACAUAAAUAAUUGCUGCACUGUGAGAAAAACACAGUGUGUAGCACAUAAAAGAUAACAAAUAUCUGGGUAAAGCAAAGAUCAGGGAUGACGUGCAAAGAGAUAAAAAAAAGGAUCAGUAGAAAUCAACACGUUGAACCAAAUUAUCAGAGUAAGAAGGAUGUGUACAAUUGACUAUGUCCAUAAAAAUAAAUCCUUAUGUCUUCAUGGAUGUUUAACUCAUUAGAAAUUAAAUUUAAACUCCAGAAAAAUACAAAUGUUUGGAAGUCAUUUCUUACAGCAAUAAAGGCAUUGGUGUAAAUGUAUGUAUUAUAAUGCUACCAUAAGGCUUCUCCCUAUGGUUUUGUACAGGUUAAGAAAAAAAAAGCCAUAGAAACUCAGUUUGGUUUAAGCAAUACAGCAGACUGCAGAUCCAAGCCAUGUCUGUAACCUGACAAGAUGUCUGGCAGCCGAAAUCUAAAAAAUAAAGUCAACACAGGUUUUUAAAUCUGUUUGUUUAAA